AUGUACCAUAAAUAAGUAAAAAAACAUUAAGAUUCUCCUACGGUAGCAAAAAGUGGGGACUAUGAUUCACAUGGUUGAUUUAACAUCCUCCAACUUGAUAACCGCUACCAGAACUCCUUCUUUAUCGGAUUCUAGAUUCAAACAAAGAUUACUACUCAUCAACAAACACUCCCACAAUCUCACUCUCAACACUACCACUAGACCAAUUCACCUGAAGAUGGCCGCCGGUGACUCCACCACCGCAAACCUCGAUCAAAACCCAGGGAUUGAACAGAAGAGAAUAGUUAUACAAAAUAAUCAUGGUGAGAAACUUGUGGGGUUGUUACACGAUACAGGGUCCAAAGAUAUUGUAGUCUUGUGCCAUGGAUUCCAAUGCACAAAGGAGUACAAUAUGAUGGUGGAACUUGCUUUUGGUUUAGAAAAACAUGGGAUUAGUGCAUUUCGCUUUGAUUUUUCAGGAAAUGGGGAAAGUGAAGGCAUAUUUGAAUUUGGUAAUUACCGUAAGGAGGUUGAUGACUUGCAAGCAGUAAUCCAACAUUUCGCUGCAGAAAAUCGUGUCGUAAGUGCAAUUCUUGGACAUAGUAAAGGUGGGAAUGUGGUGGUUUUAUAUGCAUCGUUACACCAUGACAUUCACACCGUCGUAAACGUGUCUGGUCGAUAUAAGAUGGAUAGGGGCAUUGAGGAGCGUUUGGGAAAAGAUUAUCUGGAAAGAGUGAAAAAGGAUGGUUUUAUCGACAUCAAAUCCAAAAAAGGAGAAUCAUCGUUUCGUGUGACGAAGGAAAGUCUAAUGGAACGCUUGAACACAAACAUGCAUGAAGCGGGACUUAAAGUUGACCAAGAUUGCAAGGUGUUGACCGUUCAUGGAUCAGUUGAUGAAGUCAUUCCAGUUGAAGAUGCUUCGGCGUUUGCCAAGACCAUACCCAACCAUGAGUUAAGAAUCAUUGAGGGGGCUAACCAUGGUUACACUAACCACAGAGACGAAUUAGUUUCGGUUGUUUUGAAUUUCUUAAAGAACAAUAUGCAUAGGGCAUGAUCCAUGCUGUCUUCUUUGAAGUUGGAACAAAAUAAAAUUUAAAGCAGAAUAUUUGUAUUAACUUGUGAUUAUAAAUACUGGACUGUAUUUGUGUAAAAUAUAUGUGUGCACUUAAUGAGAAAAAUUAAAUAAUUAGUUAAGACUA
This is a messenger RNA of Helianthus annuus (common sunflower), 1178 nucleotides long. RefSeq lists its product as uncharacterized. The transcript is spliced from 6 exons. NCBI's taxonomy places the organism in Eukaryota, Viridiplantae, Streptophyta, Magnoliopsida, Asterales, Asteraceae. The record is from RefSeq and is a predicted model, not a curated record. Bases 62 to 1033 code for a protein of 323 amino acids.